Zophobas morio is the source of this 707-nucleotide messenger RNA. RefSeq lists its product as uncharacterized. Bases 30 to 692 code for a protein of 220 amino acids. The transcript has 3 exons. The record is from RefSeq and is a predicted model, not a curated record. NCBI's taxonomy places the organism in Eukaryota, Metazoa, Arthropoda, Insecta, Coleoptera, Tenebrionidae.
UCUGUUUUAGUACUAAAACAGUGUUCAUCAUGAAUCUGCUGUUCUUUAUUAAUUUGGUUAUCUACACCUCACAUAUUGUAAGCAGCCAAUCCCCCAAUCAAACUGAUGAAAUUGUUCCUACCACCCCUCCUCCCGAAGAUGCAAUUUCUACUAACCCCACAUCCCCAGAAAAUAUGGACGAAGACCAACAAAUAAUAACUGAAUCUAUUGCAAAAUACGGUCUUCCACAAAACUACAAAGCACUCGGACUUCCAGGACCCGAACUGGAAACUGGAUGGGACAUAUAUUCAGUUUCCAACGAACUAAUAUCUGGAGAAUCAGGGAUGUACACCCUCAAAGUCAGGACGAUAGCCGAAGACUUCAGCUACAACGGUCGAUAUGAAGAUACCAAAUUAAGGAUGAUUAAGGAUCAAGAAACUAUACUAACAAAAGGCCAGUUUGGCGAGCAUUUUGAAAGAAAAAGUGGAGGAUAUUAUAUUCGUAUCAUUGGUUACACCUUGGACGAAAAUGGUUAUCGACAAUUUCUGAUUAACCUUUCUAAGGCAAAAACCAUCAUAGAAGAAGGUACCAGUGAGCUUCCUGUAACUACUAUCAGUGACUACGGUGAUACUGAUAUUCCUGAAUCUGAAGCCGAGAUUGAGUAUGGAGCACACCCACACCCAACGAUAUUUAUAUCUUUACUUGGGGUGUAGUCACUGGAUUAUUUG